Messenger RNA from Paramecium sonneborni, 636 nucleotides. Lineage: Eukaryota; Ciliophora; Oligohymenophorea; Peniculida; Parameciidae. The record is from the annotation of a GenBank genome assembly.
UAAAUUUAAUGUCUCAGUAAUCACUAAGUUAGUUUUCAUAACAUAGUCAAUAAUAAUAAUAGUAAAACUAGUAGCCAGGUUAGAAAUUAGGAAGUUCAAUUGAAGAUAUAACUUAGGAUUUGGAGGAAUUAUUUGAAUCACUCAAAAGUAAUAUUCAUAAAAUAAUAAUUUAUUAGUUGAGAAAUAAGGAUCAUAAGUUGAUUAAAUAGAAAAAUCAACAUUAUUAGCAUUACUUCUAUAUUUAAAUAUAGACAAAUCAGAAACAUAAUUUUUCAAUUAUGUUGUGAGGACAUUAGAUCAAAUGCAAUCAGUAAUCAAAUAUCAAUAAUUUAAUAGCCUACUUUAAAUAAAGACUAAUUUAAAUCUUUAUUUUUGGAUCCUCAAAUAAAUACAGAGAAUUUGAAAAGCGAAGAGUUUGCAUAAAUUUUUAGUGUUUUUGAUUUAUAGAAAAAAGGAUCGUUUAGCGCCGAAGAUUUCUUGAAAUUGUAUAAAGAAACUUCUGAAUAUUUGAAUUUAACUGAGAAUUAGAAAUAAUAAAUAGAAGCAAGAAUAAAAAAAGAUUUUGAGAUUAUCAGUCCUGAACAUAAAGAAAUAACACCUAUUGAAUUUUUUAAGAUAGUCAAUAAUUAAGGGUGA